AUGUGCGAACUGUACAGUAAACAGGACACCCUAGCGCUGAGGAAGAAGUACCUCGGGCCCUCAUGUAAAGUUUUCUUUGCGGCGGAUCCCAUCAAAAUAGUGCGAGCCGGGAAGCAGUACAUGUUUGACGAGAAAGGCGAACAGUACUUGGACUGCAUCAACAAUGUUGCCCAUGUGGGACACUCUCACCCUGAAGUCGUCAAAGCUGCCACAAAGCAGAUGGAGCUGCUAAAUACAAACUCUCGCUUCCUCCACGACAGCAUUGUGGAGUAUGCCAAGCGCCUGUCGGCAACCCUGCCGGAGAAACUCUCUGUUUGCUAUUUUACAAAUUCGGGGUCUGAAGCCAAUGACUUAGCUUUGCGUCUGGCCCGGCAGUACAGAGGCCACCAAGAUGUGAUCACUCUUGACCAAACUCAGUAUAUUGCUGCUUUUAUUGCUGAAUCCAUGCAGAGUUGUGGCGGACAAAUAAUUCCUCCAGCAGGCUACUUCCAGAAAGUGGCAGAAUAUGUACAUGAAGCAGGGGGUGUAUUUAUAGCUGAUGAAGUUCAAGUUGGCUUUGGCCGGGUUGGGAAACAUUUCUGGAGUUUCCAAAUGAAUGGCAAAGACUUUGUUCCUGACAUUGUCACAAUGGGAAAACCAAUGGGCAAUGGCCACCCAAUGGCAUGUGUAGUAACAACCAGAGAAAUUGCAGAAGCUUUUGGCAGAUCUGGAAUGGAGUAUUUUAAUACGUAUGGAGGAAAUCCAGUAUCUUGUGCCGUUGGCCUCACUGUCCUGGAUAUAAUUGAAAAUGAAGAUCUUCAAGGAAAUGCAACCAGAGUAGGAAAUUAUCUUACUGAGUUACUGAAUAAACAGAAGGCUAAGCAUACUUUGAUAGGAGAUAUUAGAGGCGCUGGUCUUUUUAUUGGAAUUGACUUAGUGAACGACCGUGAGAAAAGAACCCCAGCCACAGCGGAGGCGCAACACAUCAUCUACAAGAUGAAGGAAAAGCGAGUUUUACUCAGUGCUGAUGGGCCUCACAGAAAUGUGCUAAAAAUCAAACCACCUAUGUGCUUCACUGAAGAGAAUGCGGAGUUUAUGGUGGAACAGCUCGACAGGAUCCUAACAGUUUUGGAAGAAUCCACAGGCUCCAAAGCUGAAAGCAUGAUCUCUGAGAAGACUUUGUGCAGAACAAAGAUGUUUAAGGACACACGCUCGGAAUUGCCCAGUGAUGGUCCCACCGAAGCCAAAGAAAAUCCCAGCAGGAAGAGAAAUGGAUUAUGCCCAGAUAAACAGUCUCUGCUCAGUAAGAGGCUCAAGACAUGA
Messenger RNA from Elephantulus edwardii (Cape elephant shrew), 1302 nucleotides. RefSeq names its product ethanolamine-phosphate phospho-lyase-like. Gene Ontology annotation, molecular function: transaminase activity; ethanolamine-phosphate phospho-lyase activity; pyridoxal phosphate binding. The record is from RefSeq and is a predicted model, not a curated record. The transcript is spliced from 12 exons. NCBI's taxonomy places the organism in Eukaryota, Metazoa, Chordata, Mammalia, Macroscelidea, Macroscelididae. Gene Ontology annotation, cellular component: mitochondrion. Bases 1 to 1302 code for a protein of 433 amino acids.